AAUUAACAACCAGAAUGCUCAUUGCGAACAUCACGUCGCUGUCUUAACAAGUUGGAAAAUGUUAUGCUUUGCGCCGUUGCAGUGCUAACUGUUUUUGGUUUUCAAGAAGGAUAGCUGGAAACAUGUUUGUGAGGUCUAGUUGGCCGCUACGGCAAAACAGGGCCCGGCGACAGCAGGUUUUGCCCAACGCUGCAGUCGUCUAUGCAUUACAGCAAAAUGCGGAGGAAACGUUCCACUUUCUCCGCGUGGACAGUCGGCUCUCACUUCCCAGCGAAAACAUCAUGGUGGCACUGGCUUCCAUAGGACAAUUGCUGGGGCUGAUGGAAUCGGACAUUGAGCGGCUGCUAAACCUGGAACGGAAGGGUAUAUCGUACGCGGUAACCGGCAUGUCGUACACUGAAUUCAUUCACGCCAUACGGUGUUGCGCCAUCCUACAUGGUCAUCUGGCGCUUGAAACGCUGCCUGCGUUACGAGUACCCGAUCUGACUCACGCUCUGUACGGCAGCUUUGUGUCGUACAUUCGAGGCGGGCGACCGCAAGCAGGCGGCCCACCGGCGCACGUCGCAGCGGGGGAGCCGCAGCCCUGCAUGCUGUGGGGCAGCUUCGUGCGCCUGUGCCGCGAUGCUGGAUUCGUAAAGCCUGAAGGGCCCAUGUCGCUGGUGACCCUGGAGCGCAUCUGGCGAGCCUGCAGCGAGCGCUGCGAGCAGGGCCUCACGGAGCAGCUGCACUUUGGCAAGUUCCUGCGCGCGCUUGCGGUGGUGGGCGGGCAGCUGCGAGCGGAGGUUUUUGUGCCGGUGGCGGCGCUGGGGCUGGCGAGCGAGGUGCCGCCGCUGAAGCGAGUACCCAACACCUACUCGUACAAACACUAUCAGGAGGUGGCGGUCAACCUGGGCGGCAAGCGCGCCGUACCGCACCUCACCCUAGAGGCCCUGUCCAGCGCCGUACAGGACAGUGGCCAGUACGAAUUCACCACCUUUCUAGAUGAGGCGCAGCAGGCGGCGGCGCAGCAGCGGCAGCAGGAGCGCGAGGAGCAGCGGCGGCAGGAGCAGCGGUGGUGCCGCGUGUCACCAUGCGUUGCAGCGGCAAGGGCAUCCGCAUCUGCAGACGACUGCAGCAGCAGCUACUCCAGCGGUAUCACGCUGAGCUACGAUGAGAGCCUGGCCUUUAGAAGCAUGACACAGACGGGAGGCGGUGUGACGGGCAGCGACAUGACGCCAGCGGGCAGCCGUGGCGGUGGUGGCGGCGGCGGUGGUGGUGGUGGUGGCACUCUCAGCGCGGGUGCUUCCCCCGUUCGUCCCGUUGCGGCGCCUCCUCCUGCGCGGCCGCGGAGUGCAGGGCUGACGGUGCUGUCGCCGGCUGCUCGGCGGCCCGGGUCGGCCUCGGUCAGGACACGAUCAGGGAGCAGCACGGGCACGUCUACCAGCUCUCCCCGACGUGCCAGCAUGGCCGGCAGCAGCACCCUGCCUCGCAGCCCCCUCAGCGACCCCCCCGAGGCACCCGCGGACAGCUGGCUGGACUGCGACUUCAACGGCCCGGUGCCCAGCUUCAGCGCCCCCACGCAGUCGCAGCCGCCCUCCAUACCGCCCGCCAGCCCCUUGUCGCGGGCCAGCACCGGCAUCUCGGGCCGCAGGCUGGAUACCGAUGAGAUGCUGCCCGCCAGUCGGGAAUCUUCCAGCGUUCAGUUCCUUUGGACGCCUCGCUCGGUGCUGCCCGGCUAUGAAGACUCCCCUCGGGCUUCCAUCCUUAGCGGCGGCGGUGGCGGCGUGGGAGAGACGGCUGCUGCUGCUGCUGCUGCUGCUGCGGUGGCUAUGGUGGUUGCGGAGAGCGGGCUGAGUGGCGAGGGCAGCUGGCGGCGGAUAACGCCCGGUCGCUCGCCGUCUCAGUCCAGUCGGCCGACGACGGACGGGUUUGUCCGGGUGGCUGCCACGGUGGACGGAGCGCCGACGAGCACGUCACGCAUGGGGUCAGAUCGCAGCACGCUUCGAGGCCUGGGGUCCGUGUCAAGCAGGGACGUGGAGAGGAUGGUGGUGACCUCCCCUGUGGCGGGUGUCAGGCCAAUGAUCAGGCCUAUUAGCGCAGAUUAGAGCACCUAGCUUCGCACUGUCUAGUGUCACUUCCGCCGGUGCAGGACCGUGCAUCGUGGCCGCUGCGGUCGUGACGCCCGAGGGUUCCAGCGCUAGCAUGCAGGGGGCAACAAUGGUGGCAGCAGCAGGCACCAGGAGUGCUCCCAGACGCUCAGAGGAUGCACCGGAUCUGUGUGAUGUCACCACCCAGCAUCCGUCAUCCUCUUGCACCGCCCGUGCGGGCGCUAGCGAGCAUCCAACAAGCAUUGUAGCUUUCCCUUUAGAUAACACAGCGCCGCCUGCCGCGGCCCUAGCCGACCGACGGCAGCACCCUGCGGACACCAGGUUCGGCGGCCAGGCAGUUGACGAUAGCCAGAGCUGCGGCAAGGCGGUUUCAGACGCUGCCAUCACUCAAGCUGAAGCAGGCCUGCCAAGCACGUCUGCAGCAGCUGCUAAUACUGCUGAUGGUGGUGGGGUCGCCACCUCGUCGCAUGCUGAACAGCUGGCAGCAGCCCUGCAGGAGCUGCGCAGCCGUGUUGAGCGACUGGAGGCGGACCGUGCGGCGUGUGAGACCGCAGCCAGGGCUGAGGCGGGUCAUGCACGGGCUCGGCUGCAUGCGCUGCGACUGGCGGGUGAUGGGGGCUGCCCGGCUGGCAGGGCCCCGUUCGAGGAGCUCCAUGCUGGCGCUGUGCAGGCCCCCGCUGCGAGCAGUGUAGUGGUCGAGCUUGCAGACGUGCUUGCCUGCAUGCAUUCUCGUGCCGGGGAGCAUGGGCCGGCUGCUAGCGCAGAAGCGGAGGCCAAGGCGGACGACUCGGCUCUAGACGCGGUGGAGGAGCAGCAGGCUCGUCUUCUGCAGCUUCAAGCCGAAAUUAGCAGCUUGUCACAGAGGAUAGCAAAGCAGGCAGCGGCGCACGAGGCUCGGGUUUCGGAGCUAGUGGCCUCCGUACGGCAGCAGUCCGAGCAGCAAGGAGACCUCCAUGCGCUGGUUGCAACCAAGCUGUCCGCUACGGCAGCCGUGGAAAGCAAGCUGGGGGAGCUGUCCUGUGACAUGGUCGUGCUGCGUGCAGCCCAGGAGGAGCUCAUGGAGCGGCAGCAGCGACAUGAAGCAGCAGCGGAGGAGCUGGGCUUGCAACUGCGAGCGCUCUCGGAGGAGCUGAUGCAGCAGCGGGAGAGGGCGCACGUGGCAUGUACCGGUACCUCUCUUGGGGCAUGUGCCACGGUUGCUUGCACAGCCGCAGGCGUGUCGGCCCAGCAGGACGAUCAAGACGCUGAAGCAUCAGCAGUGCGAACGCACAGCGGUUCAGGCACUGGCUCUCCAGGUGCCAGCUGCACUGCACCACUGGAGCCCUCUGCCGCUCUUGUGACUGCUGGUGGCCCCCCAAUGGCAGAAGCCACGGAGGCUCGUGAGGGGGGUGUAGCAGCCUGGGUUGGUGAGGAGCUGGCGGCGCUGAGGGCUGAGCUGCGGCGGCUUGCCGACGUGGUGGCAGCCAGGCAGGAGCGAGCAGCUUCGGUCAAAUCUUCGUUUGAUGUGUCCUUAGCGGCAGCCCCUGGUGGCGACGGCAGCUGCGAAUGCGUGGCCGGCAUGCGUCCUAAGCUGCCGGCAGGGGCUGGGCAGGAGCAGGGGCAGGAGCAGGAGCAUGCAUGCAUGCAUGCCUCGGCGCCCGUUAUUGGCAGUGCGGAGGCCUUCCCGGAGGGCCUCCUGCGGGAGCUUGUGAGCCAGCAGCAGCAGCUGGCUGCGGAGGUGGCGGAGUUGCAGGCGGUGUUGAGGGAGCAUGCCGCGCCUCAUGCGGUCUUUGUGGAUGCGACCGGGGAUGUCUACCCGGCUGCAGCGCAGGAGGCGCAGCAGGCAGGCUGCAGGCAGGCUGUCGCAGCAGCAGCCCAACCUCAUCCGGAUGUCCAUGGCUCGUCCCCUCCUAGCAUGUACAAGACGCUACGGGACGGAGCAGCAAUGCGUGUUGCGGAAAGCGGUGACCGGCUGGAGGAGCCCAGCAGCCUCGAGCAGUCGGUGCGGUCAGCGCUGCACAGCGGGGAGGACGGCGGCGGUGGGGCCUUGAAGAGCCUGGCGGCUUUGCAGCACCAGGGCGCAGGGGCUCGCGAUGUGGGCGUCAAUGAGGACACGGACUGCAAUGAGCAGUCUGAUGUGAAGGAGCCCAGUCGGUCAGCCAGGUCAGGUUGUGCCCUCGCGUCGAGUGACGAUGGCGCCGGCGUGGUUGCAGUUGUUCGGGAGGUGGAGUCAUGUCAACCGUACGGCGAUGGGAGAGAAGCUGACGGCGGCGGUGCGAAAGCGACCCGCCCUCCAAGUCGGCUGCUGCAUCUGUACGCGCUGCUCUCGGAGAGCGUCAUGGAGCGCUUCAGCACGAUGGAGCAAGCGCUACUGAGGAUCGCCCGACAAGUUGACAAGCUACAACGGGAGCUCAAACGGUACACCGAAGCUGAGCGAGGCGGCGGCUCGGAUACCCUCGUGGCGUACAUGGGGGACCCGAGUGCCGGCAAGCUUGUCAGCGUUGACGGCGCGAUGGCACGAGCCGCCAAACGGAUGACACGCAAACAGCACUCCGUGACCUUUUCAGAUGGUUGAGCACACGGAUGAACAUGCAGUGGUUUAGUGUCUGUGCAAGUGUUUGUAGUGGAGUCGCAUUUGGGCUCGUAACGCUUUGCAUGACGCCGUACGCAUGGAUCUUUUGGCGAAGGACCUCUCCUGACCGGACCGUUACCCUGCAUGACCCACCUUGGCUGUGAAGGCGCUGAUCAUGACCACCCUGCGCAACUGUUGCCGCGCUAGUAAGUUAAUGCAUUUGAUGCCCUCUUAAGUCCCACGGAGGUAGACUAAUUAGGAUAUCGCCUAGGAUGCUAUUUAGGAUGAGCUAGAACUGUUAUAACCACUUGUACUGAACUUUACUGGGUACUUUGGGCUUACUUACACUGCACACUUUGCUUUUAGUGCUGAUUCGAGGAGUGAGACUUAUAUUACACCAGGACGUGGAGACGUCUUUAGCCAAAGCCACAUGCGC
Messenger RNA from Astrephomene gubernaculifera, 5074 nucleotides. The record is from the annotation of a GenBank genome assembly. Lineage: Eukaryota; Viridiplantae; Chlorophyta; Chlorophyceae; Chlamydomonadales; Astrephomenaceae.